Athalia rosae (coleseed sawfly) is the source of this 1554-nucleotide messenger RNA. RefSeq names its product corepressor interacting with RBPJ 1. The transcript is spliced from 6 exons. The record is from RefSeq and is a predicted model, not a curated record. Lineage: Eukaryota; Metazoa; Arthropoda; Insecta; Hymenoptera; Athaliidae. Gene Ontology annotation, cellular component: nucleus. Gene Ontology annotation, molecular function: transcription corepressor activity. Gene Ontology annotation, biological process: negative regulation of DNA-templated transcription. The coding region runs from base 143 to 1228 and encodes 361 amino acids.
AGUACUUUGGUUUUUCCCAGGGUGAACCUCAUCCGAGGGGCCUGGGAUUUUCAGCUCAAAGUCGUGAAAUUCAUAAAAAUAUUAAUCUCCGUGGUUGUAAGUUUAUUUUUCAAGCCAAUAACGAAGUUGAAACCCGUUAGCAAUGGGGAAGGGAUUCAAUAAUUACAUGUGCAAGAAAUUCUUCCACCCUGCGUCGAGAGAUAAUUUAAAACGAGUAUGGAUGGCAGAGCAGCAGGCUGAGGCAUAUAAAAAAAAGCAAGAAGAGUUACGUGUACAAUAUGAAAAGGAACAAGACCUCCACAAUAACAAGGCUCUAUUGAGUAAGGAAAGCAAGGACAAACUCAGUGUUAAUUUUAUGUAUGAGCCACCACCAGGAGCUAAAAAAGAAAGAGAAAAAGAGGACAACGAACCAGAGUACAAGUUUGAGUGGCAACGGAAGUACAAUGCACCUAGAGAGAGUUAUUGUAAAGGCGAUAGCGAAAUUAGAGAUCAACCAUUUGGUAUACAGGUCCGUAACGUGAGGUGCAUAAAAUGCCACAAAUGGGGUCACAUCAACACAGAUAAGGAAUGUCCACUUUACAGUCAAGCUAUGAGCGUUGUAUUGGCUAGUGCACAAACUCAGCCAGCUUCACCAGCUCCUGAUGCUCUCAUAUUAGUCCAACAGAUGAGGGAUGAUGGACUGGCGCUAAAGAAAUCAGCACUCGAUGCUCAGCAGCAUCUUAGGGUACCCGAGCAUCAGGAUUUGAUGGUUUCGGAAGACGAGGAACAAUCUGAAGUCAAUUUUCUCAAAUCUCUUUCGAAAAAAGAAAAGAAAAAACUGCUCCGAAAAUUACAAAAGCUUGAAAAGCGAAGCAAAAAAGGAAAAAAGAAGAAGGCAAAGAAACAUGAAACCAAGUCUAGCAGUAGCGAUGAGAGUGCAUCUGAGAGUACAGAUACAGAGAAUGAGAAGAGAAAAAAUAAAAAGAUCAAAUCCAAAAGGGAAUCGACGUUGAACAUGGACCAUGUGGAUAAUCAAAAGGAUCCAGAAAGACGGAAAAAGAACGAUAGAAAAGAUGGGAAUAAAAAGGACAUCAAAUAUAGAGUUGAUGAUAGAAAUCGCGAAGGAAAAGAAAACCAUAGAAACAGAUCUAGUAAAGAACAUAGCAGCGGAAGAAAGAGAAGUCAUAGCGAAUCUGAUGAAGAUCGGCACACACACAGAAGAAGAGAGGGAAAAAAGAAAAAAUAUUAAUUACAACCAAGUCAACCUAGAAUGUACAAUUCAUCAUGUUCUUGUUUUUGGACAUAAGGCCCUAGGAUCCGUUUGUUAGUCCGUUAAAAAAGGACAUUUCUAUUUUUCGUAUUUUUAAUUAUGAUCACUACUUAUUCUAUUGAACUUUUCUGUAGCCUGGAAUGUUUCUGAAACGAAUUAUUUGAUAUCUAGAAUCACUCAUUUCUACCGUCUAAAAUUCUGUACAUAAGUAACAUUUCUAAUACACGUUAGGAGAAAAAUAGCACUACAAAUAUACAGCUCUGUACCAAAUUAUUAAAUUUUGAAUAAAAUCCAAUCCCUAAUAA